UUGAGCGCCGCCAUUAUGGGAAUUAUGGGAUCGUGUAACCGGAAAAUUCUGCUGACAUUUUUGUUUUGUAAAUAUUAAUAUAAUUCUGUGCUAAUAUCUGAAAGAUUAUGGAAGAAAUGGAUGUUUGUGUCAGAGACAGUGUUGAUUAUGAGGAAGUGAUACAGUACCUGAGAGGAUAUUAUCCAGGAAACGUCACACGCGUCCUACGAAAACGCGCGAUCUGUUUUGUUCUUGAAAAUGACGUACUGUACUAUAAGAAGGGUCAUCGACCAGUAAUCCUAUCCGUUGAAGAGCGUAAGAAUGUGCUCCGGAAAUGCCACGUCGACGAGGCGUCGGGAUAUCACCUUGCGAGGGAGAAGAUGUGGUAUAGGGUCCGCAACAUUGGCUACUGGAAGGGGCAGUACAGGGACGUGGUGGCCGUUGUACACAACUGUCCCGAAUGCAGCAGCAGCAGCGUCGCCGACGACGACGAGAGUGGAUCGUGCAGCUCGGCUCCGGAAGACUCGGAGGACGUUGUGCGGAGCGAGGCAGAUGGCGAGGCCGAGGCGGGAAACCCGGACGCGAGCGAAGACAGGGAUCGCGCUGCCGUAGAGAGGGUUGCCGACAGAGUGUGGAAAAACGUGGGUGUGACUCGUUAAUUUAGCUGUCGGGUUGUUUAACGCCUAACGAUCUCUCGCGAUGAAGGCUGUUACUGAUCUAACCUG
Molecule: messenger RNA, 704 nt
Organism: Priapulus caudatus
Lineage: Eukaryota; Metazoa; Priapulida; Priapulimorpha; Priapulimorphida; Priapulidae
Exons: 4
Coding region: 108-638 (176 amino acids)
Source: RefSeq, a predicted model, not a curated record